ACCCAACAUGAAUUCUAUCCGCCAGGUGCAACAGCUCAAUAAGCGCGAGCUGGAACAUGCCGUGCCACCAGAGGCAUCAUGGCAUGCGGACUACCGUGACACCGCAUAUAUCUACAUUGGCGGACUUCCAUUCGAUUUGACAGAAGGCGAUGUCGUUACAAUUUGCUCGCAGUAUGGCGAACCGGUCUAUGUCAACCUGAUCCGCGACAAGGAAACUGGCAAGAGCAAAGGCUUCGCGUUUCUCAAAUACGAGGACCAGCGCAGCACCGACCUUGCAGUGGAUAACCUAGGCGGCUCGACAGUUCUUGGUCGGAUGCUUCGAGUGGAUCAUACUCGUUAUAAGCGACGCGACGAUGAGGAAGAGGUGGAUAAUGUCGCAAAGCUGAUGGGCGAUGCGCCAACCAUUGAGAGCAAAGGAGAGAAGUCAAGCGACCGACACCGAGGAUCUGGCGAUGCAGAUCACGAGGAGAGAAGGCCGAUGUUGAAGGAGGAAAGGGAAUUACAGGAACUGAUUCAAAACCAUGACGAUGAAGAUCCGAUGAAAGAAUUUCUCAUCGAGGAAAAGAAGGAAGAGGUUGCGCGUGCAGUCGAGAAGUACAAGAGCAGUGAGAAAAAUUCAUCACGUCGACGAGGGGAUAGCAGGGAACGGUCAAGCCGACACAGUCGGCGACAUCGGUCUCGCGAGCGUAGAAACCGAGAUGAUCGUUCUCCUGGUCGAGAAAGGACCCGGCGCCGAUCGACGGAUCGUGAGAGAGAAUCCCAAAGAGAUCGAACACCAGUCAUGUCUCGAUCUGAUCGCGAUCGCGGUGAUCGCUCGCCAGCCCGUGAGAGAAUGCCACGGCGUCGAUCAAAGGAAAGGUCCAGAAGAGAUCGGACGCCAAAGAGAUCACGCUCACCCGAGUCACGAAGACAUCGGAGUGACCGAGACCGGGAUGAUCGCCGCUGA
Messenger RNA from Penicillium pulvis, 946 nucleotides. RefSeq names its product IST3 family RNA-binding protein. NCBI's taxonomy places the organism in Eukaryota, Fungi, Ascomycota, Eurotiomycetes, Eurotiales, Aspergillaceae. Gene Ontology annotation, molecular function: RNA binding. The record is from RefSeq and is a predicted model, not a curated record. Gene Ontology annotation, biological process: mRNA splicing, via spliceosome. Gene Ontology annotation, cellular component: catalytic step 2 spliceosome; U2 snRNP; precatalytic spliceosome. The transcript is spliced from 2 exons. The coding region runs from base 8 to 946 and encodes 312 amino acids.